CCUCAACGUACAAAUCAAGUUGCUGUACAGAAUAAUAUAGAAUUGACGGAAAGUAUAUUUUUUAGAUUUUAAAGGAACUCUUUACCCUAAUAAAACAUAAUUUAGAAAGUUACACAUUCAAAUAAAAAAUUAUAUAGUAACAUUACCCUUUUAUCGAGAAAGAUAAAACAGGAAAUCUAAUUAGCUAUUUUGUUUCUAUGACAAAUCCAGAAAAGAUAAAAGUGGCAUUGAUGUAAAUUAUCCGUCAUUAAAUUCCAUAAUGUUAUGAAGAAAGUUCAAAAAAACCUUUUAAUUCAAUUAUCUCGUAUGACCCGAUGCAUCUGAUAAAAUAAUUUAUAAGUAAUCAUUCUUUAUUACGUGCGUGUGCUUAUCGUGGAAUUUAAACAAGUAUAUAAAGCAGAUGAAGUCGAACUUUCGUUACAGUUUGUGCCGAAAUUUCGCUUCUCAGCCGCCGUUGAAGAUAUAAAAAAAAUGGCGUUUACAAAAUUAUUCGUAUUGACGCUUAUAACCGUCAUUAAUCUGCAGGAAAUUUCGGGGCAUGGUAUGAUGUGGGACCCCAUAAACAGAAGCAGCGCAUGGAGGAAGGGCUUCCCUACAGAACCUAACUUUACUGACAACGAGCAUUUCUGCGGAGGAUUCGGCGUCCAGCACCAGAAAAAUGGCGGCAAGUGCGGAGAAUGUGGCGACAAUUAUUCUUUACCUCGACCACGGCCAAAUGAAAAUGGCGGCAUCUACGGAUCAGGUGUCAUUGUUCAAAAAUACAAAGCAGGUUCCGUCAUCAACGUGAUUGUUCGCCUCACCGCCAGCCAUCAGGGUCACUUUGAAUUCAAUCUUUGUCCGCUGAAGACAGAAAAGGAAUUAGAAACCGAUGAAUGCUUCAAUAUGUAUCCCUUACCAAUGGCUGAUGGUAGUGGCUAUAAAUACCCCGUUACUAUCUCUGGCAAAAAUGAUCAUACUAUCAGCCUGGUUCUACCACAGGGUGUCACGUGUAAACAAUGCGUGAUCAGGUGGCAUUACCGCACCGGAAAUACCUGGGGCAUUUGUGAGGACGGAAGACGAGGCAAUGGUUGCGGCCCCCAGGAAACGUUCAGAAGCUGUGCUGAUGUCAGCAUCACGAAUUAGCUUAUCACGGAUCUCAGAUUGGAUCUACUAAUUUGAUGUUAUCUCGAAAGUAUUGGCUCAUACUCAUAACAAUUUUUGAUAUAGAAACUGAAUUUCUUAAUCUGAAAUCUAAUCAGGAUUUGAUUGAAUAAAUAAGGAAAAUAGCAGAAAGUAACGUAUUUGAAUACGAAGAUAGUGGAGAUUUCCUUCGCCUUUAAAAAUCAAUUUCAGAAAGAUAAAUUUUCAAAUUCUUUAUAUCUACUAGGGCUGUUACUUUUGAUAACUUCGAAUGUCGAAGCCUUCGAAGGAAAUCACCAACCCCAAUAUCUAUAUGAAAUGUCUAUCACCACAUACUUCCGCAUUGCGGAGAGGACGUAACAUAAUUCCCAACGGCUUGAUCUGAAAUACAUAACUGAAAUAUUUUCUUAAAUAUAUAUUAUUAUAAGUUAGGUGAAAACAGAUUUUAACACAUUUUAACUUAAAAAAAAUUAUAAUUUGUCAAAAAAGACUGGUUCAAGUAAUGUUACACGUCCGCUUGGAAUAAGAUCACGUUUCAAAAUCGAAUGGUAAUCGGAAUAGCUCAAAAUUAUAAAAGCAAAAUGUAUAAAAUUCACAAAAACGUAAAUAUUUAGUAUAAAUUCUUAAGUUAUACUUCAGGAAUUGUGCAAUAAAAUAUCAUUCAAUAUAUGU
Vollenhovia emeryi is the source of this 1791-nucleotide messenger RNA. RefSeq lists its product as uncharacterized. Bases 472 to 1122 code for a protein of 216 amino acids. The transcript is spliced from 4 exons. Lineage: Eukaryota; Metazoa; Arthropoda; Insecta; Hymenoptera; Formicidae. The record is from RefSeq and is a predicted model, not a curated record.